GCGCUGCCGGAGCUCGGCAGGCGAGCGAAGGGCUUUUGCUUUGCCUUGCCUUGCCUUGCCUUGCCUUUUGGCCAGUUCUGUUUUUCUUGGACGUUUUGUAAGUGCUCACCUGCUACCCCGGGGUGUUUAUUCAGCUUUCCUUUGGUAUCUGUGCGAACUCAUAAGCCGCGCUGAAAACUCGAGAAGAGGGACCGGAACAACAACAGUACAAACACUCGUUUUCCUCGCCUGUCGGGAUUUAAUGCGCGUAAAAAAAAAUUGUGUUAUAAAUAAAGAGCUCACGGACAGACGGAACGCAGCGGAGCCCCAGUUCCUGCUAUGAGAGAGACAGCGAAACUCCGGCGGCGACUCGGUGAGCAAUGAGAUGAGGCUCAGGCAUGGGACUGUGGCCACAGCGUUAGUGUUUGUCACCUCCUUCCUCAGCCUGUCCUGGUACACGGCUUGGCAAAAUGGAAAAGAAAAACUAAAUGCCUACCAGCAUGAGUUCCACGCUCUGAGAGAGCGUCUUCGUGUGGCUGAGCAUCGAACUUUGCAGCGUUCUUCUGAACUAAAUGCUGUGCUGGAGCAGUUCAAAAGGAUAGUGGCUUCAUCAAAUGGCAGCAAAGAGGCUUUGAAUAAUUUUUCAGAUGAUGCCAAAAAGUUAUUGAAAGACUUGACCAACAGAAAUGCUCUACAAGUGCCAAAUAUUUACCACCACAUGCCCCAUUUACUUAACAACGAGGAGAGCCUCCAGCCUGCUGUGCAGGUUGGCCUCGGUAGAACAGGCGUGUCCUUGGUGUUGGGAAUUCCCACCGUGAAAAGAAAAGUUAAGUCCUACCUUGCGGAGACACUUCAUUCAUUGAUAGAUAAGCUGUCCACUGAAGAGAAGUUGGAUUGUGUAAUAGUGGUAUUUAUAGGCGAGACUGACCUCAAUCACGUUCAUGGCGUCCUGGACAGUCUGGAGAAAGAAUUUUCCAUGGAGAUCAGUUCAGGGUUAAUAGAAGUUAUAUCACCACAUGCAGCUUACUAUCCGGAUUUGGCAAAUCUGAAGGAAACAUUUGGAGAUUCAAAAGAGCGUGUCAGAUGGCGAACAAAGCAGAAUCUGGACUAUUGCUUCCUGAUGAUGUAUGCCCAGAACAAGGGGAUUUACUAUGUCCAGCUUGAAGACGACAUAGUUGCCAAAGAUCAUUACUUCAGCACCAUGAAAAACUUUGCACUUCAGCUUUCUUCAGAAGACUGGAUGAUUCUAGAGUUCUCACAGUUGGGGUUUAUAGGUAAAAUGUUUCAGGCUCCUGAUUUGAACCUUAUUGUGGAGUUCAUACUGAUGUUCCACAAGGAAAAACCGAUCGACUGGCUUUUGGACCACAUCUUGUGGGUGAAGGUCUGCAAUCCUGAAAGAGAUGCUAAACACUGUGAGCGGCAGAAGUCUAACAUCAGGAUUCGAUUCAGACCAUCUCUUUUCCAGCACGUCGGAUUGCAUUCAUCAUUGGCGGGCAAGAUUCAGAAGUUGACCGAUAAAGAUUUUAUGAAGCCUUUACUUCACAAAAUGCACGUCAAUCCAUCGGCAGAGGUAUCAACCUCACUGAAAGUUUACCAAGGACAUACAUUGGAUAAAGUUUACCUGGGAGAGGACUUCUUCUGGGGCAUUACACCUCUCGCUGGUGACUAUAUUCUCUUCAGAUUUGACAAACCAUUGAAUAUAGAUAGAUACUUGUUUCACACUGGGAACACAGAGCAUCCAGGGGACCUGCUGCUGAAUACAAGUGUUGAGGUUUUGCCUUACAAGGAUUUAGGAUCUGAAAUACUUCAGGAGACCAAAGAUCAAAAAUAUAAGCGCACUGAAGAUGGUUUUUACAGAAUAGGUAGAUUUGAAAAUGGAAUAGCUGAAGGUGCCAUUCACAAGCGAUUAAAUCCUAUCUCAGCCAUUAGGCUGUCAGUUUUACAAGAUUCCGAAGUGUGGGUUCUACUUGAUGAGAUCCAUCUUAAAAAAGCUGCCAGAUAAUCAGAACUUUAAAAAAGUUUGAGGAUUAAUCUGUUUUAUACAAAAGAAUUGCCCCAAUCCAUCUUAGUAGCUCUCUUUGAUAAAGUGUUGAUAUGGAUCACAGAGUUCCUGGACAUAUCACCUCAUCAUCUGAUCGUUGUGGAUAUUCAUUGUUCCCACACACUACCUCCUGUGAAAUCUACUGUAAUUUUCUAUGUGAAGAUUCUAAUUUUGAAGAGUUACCAACUGAGGUUUUUUUUGGUAAUCUGAAGAUAAUGGACUGAUCUUCUCAUCAUAAGCUACAAAGGUGUAUUUUUUGUGACCCAUUUUACCUAAAUAUUGAACAAAAUUAAGAAAAGAUGUGAUACUUGUAUAAAGAACUUAAAUGUUACAAAUUUUAAACGUAAAUUGUGCAUCAGGGACAGUGAAUGUGCAAGCGGAGGAGAGAAUAUAAGGGGUUGGUUACCUUUAAUUUAUUGUAAAUAUGCACUGGACAGAUUUAUCAUAUUUUGAGGGAAUCCAGAUUCUUGAUUAGAGAAAUGUAGUAUUUGGUUUCCAGACAAUUAAGUUAAGUUCAGAAGAGCUACUUCGUUUUUACGAAGGAAAAAAAAACUGCCUUUACACAACUUUGAAUUUAUUAAGGUUGAAAUUUGCCAACUUUCCUGAGAGUGGUUGCAGAACGUCAGUUCCAGCACAUCUAGACUGGUGAUAAAUGAUGUGACUUUAUCAGUGGACUUAGUUGUACAUUACAGAAUGGAGGGCACAGAUUUUAUUUUGAGAGUCUCCUGUGCGAUAGUGAUCAUAUGCGUUCACAGGGCAGUUGCAAGGGACCACAGUUAAAUUUAGCACCCAGAGCAAGGUAAGCUUGUGGUGGGGAUUGGGGAAAGACCUUUGCUACCCCUUCAGUGGCAUUGUUUAUGCAGACCUUAGUGUCCUGUUACUGGAACUGAUUGAAUGUUGAACAGGUGGAGAGCAAUGAUUUUUCUGUAGACAUCUUAAUAUUUAUUAAAUAAAAAGAAAUGCAAGACAAAGAGACUUUGCAUUUUGUUUGUUGGGAAAUAUUUUUAAGUGCAAUCUUUGAAAAAGUAAUAGUACUUCUACAGUUCAGAAAUCUAUUGCCCGCAAGCCAAAAAAAAACUUAAUUUUCCAGUUCAUCUAUUUAAAGUUUAAUAGUUUAAUCUAUUUAAUAGCUUAAAGAAAACCGUAAGUGUUAAUAACAUUACAGAUGGAUUUUCUUUUCAAAAAUACACUUCUACAUAUUUAACUAUUGGAACGAUUGGAUGGAUAAAUGUAACGUGAUGUUGGUGCCAAUUUUAUUCAGAAUAUUUAACUGAACCAUCACAAAUAUUUUACCCUUUCCAAUAAAAUCUUUGCAACUUAAUGCUGGAAAACCCUAAACUGAUACAGCCUGUGUGGAAAAACACGGCCUUUAACUUGACAGUGCACUUGUGUUCAAUAUAAAUUAAAAAGUUGGUGUAAUUUUUUGUACUUAAUUAUAUUCAUGAUGUUUUGAUAUGUAAUUAAUGGAGGAUAUCUUUUUUUGCUGCAGGAAAGGGUAUAAAUAUUCAUGAAAACUGCUUAACCUAGCCAAAAUUGUUACCAUCAGUGAGCGCAAAAUGAAAUAAAGUGACAGGCUGAUAUUAGCGGUUUACAUUUUCAGUGAUGGAAUUUUUAAAAUUGGAAUUGGACAAUCUUGCUAUUUGUAAAAUACUAAAAAUAAAACUAGUGAAAAGUUUAAGAAGAACUUUCAGUUCUUCCUUCCUAUCAACUGCCUCGAAGUAAUUAAUGUUGUAUAAGUGUUGGGAGGGAAGGGUAGAAAGACAGUCAAUAAAAAGACAUAUGACAGUAUUAAGGAAACAUGUUGCUAUCGUGCAGAGCUGAGCAACAAAAGUUGUAUUUAAGUUGAUCCUUUCUCUAAAAAGAUACAUUUUCUAAACCCAUCACGACAAUAAUAACAAUUGAAAUUCACAGUCAUAACUAAGUAUUGGCAUAAUUUAAGCUAAAUGCAGUAAGUAUUGGAAAUUUGGUCAGUCAGUUGGCUUGAAAGUCAGUGAAAGGAGGUGUUAAUAAUUUAUUGUAGAAUUUUUUUAAGGUUAUUUCUAUUGAGAGGCUUUGAUAAUAAAUAACUAUGGCAUAUGAAUAUGGAAAAUGUAGACCACAGUAAUGUAGUUAUUUACAUGAAAAAUAACAAUUUGGUUCUGGCAAUGGAGCUCGAUCCAGACGAUCAAUACUAAUUUCAAAUCUCUGUAUAUACAAAGUCAUUUUCAUCAGCAGAUAAGAUGCGUUUUAGACUCUUAAAAUCAAAUUUUAAGACAGAUAGAUACCCAUAGUGAUCAUAUAUAUAAAAAAGAGCGCAUAGGUUUAUAGAGAGAGAGAGAGAAGUCUAAAGCGUUUUUUUUAACACAUGCUAUCUGAAACUGCUAGCGGAGAAUCAGAUAUAAUUUCUACAUUUAGCUGGAACUUCAAUAGAGUGGACAAAGAAGGAUAGAAUUCUAAUGCAUGUUAACGGGAUUAGUCUUAGAUGGGCUAAAAGGUCUGCUGGAAUAUGAUGGGCUGAAGGGCCCAUUUCUGGGCUUUACAAUUCUGAGAUGCAGCUAGUAUCAAAUGGUAUAAUAGAUGUUAAUUGUCACCUUAAAAUGAACCUUCAUGAAUGCAAAUCAAGAAGCAAGUUUUUCCAAAUAUGUGACUUUUUUUUGUUUGUGGAUCUAUAUAUGAGGUAUGAAAUAUGAUCUAUUUUGCAUUCAGGAUUUCUAUACUUGUUUGCUCUCGGCUGGUCUUUUGCAAUUGGGCUAGAUCAUGUUAUGUUAAAAGUUCAAAGUAAAUUUUGUUAUUAAAGUACAUAGAUGUCAUCAUAUACAACACUGAGAUUAAUUGCAAAAGCACCUAAUGUAGUGUUUGCAACGUGACAAGUGUCCCAGGACAGUUGUUUCUUGCGGUCACGUGAGGGUGGAGUAAAUACCUUUUGUAAAAUUACCUUGAGGCUUAACAAUGGUUCACGUUUUAGUUCUCAGGAUGGGUAACACGUAGAGCAUGUGUACAUUUCAUCCUACUCGCACUUUGGUUGCUGCUAGAAGCUACACCAUGGAUCUGUAUUCAUUGUUGAAAAUGUUCCAACAGGUUUUGCAUAUGCAGGUUGAAAACGGGGUCCUUAAGAUUGUGCCUGAGCUGUGCUUCAAUCAGUGCAUACAAAAUUAGAAAACAAAACAAACAUGAAGCUUGAUAAUAUGCACAUGAUUUGAGAGUUUGGCCAUUUUUGGACAGUAAAUCAUGCCAAUUUAACAUAAUGAUUGCUUAUUAAUAAGAAAAUCAGAAUAAAUCUAAAUUAUUGAGGGCUCAUCUGUAGCAUGUUUAUCAUAAUGAAAGAGAUUUAUUGUGAAUCAAGUGAAAUUGAUUGGUUUUUCAUGUGCCACAGAUCAAUCUCUUGAAAUACUUUUACUAAUGUUAUGGAUAUGUUUCUGCUUUGUGUAUGUUACUAUGCACCUGCUUGCUAAUGUCAAUGUGCCUUGCAUCAUGGGUCUACGUUAUUUUCAUAUAUGUGCCAUAACUUUAUAAAGAAUAUACUUGUAAUAAAGUUGAAUUUGUUAUACUUUAAAAUGUAAUAAGGUGUAGAAUGUUCUGUAUAAUUGGCUUCUUCCUGCCGUUGUGUAAUAAAUUGCUACAUUUCAAUGUUAACCUUU
Molecule: messenger RNA, 5637 nt
Organism: Mobula hypostoma (lesser devil ray)
Lineage: Eukaryota; Metazoa; Chordata; Chondrichthyes; Myliobatiformes; Myliobatidae
Product: alpha-1,3-mannosyl-glycoprotein 4-beta-N-acetylglucosaminyltransferase A-like
Exons: 15
Coding region: 365-1981 (538 amino acids)
Biological process (GO): protein N-linked glycosylation
Cellular component (GO): endoplasmic reticulum-Golgi intermediate compartment; endoplasmic reticulum; Golgi stack
Molecular function (GO): acetylglucosaminyltransferase activity
Source: RefSeq, a predicted model, not a curated record